AUGGCAGGGAUUACGUGGCAUUAUGUUCUCAAAUUUAUCAUCACAGGCGAUGCUGGAGUUGGAAAGUCAUCUUUACUUGUUCGCUUGACAGACCAACGCUUCCUCGCGAAUCCCGACCCGACACUAGGAGUAGAAUUCGGCUCAAAGUUGAUCGAUAUACCCGAGGAAGGGAAGGUUGUCAAGCUACAAUGCUGGGAUACCGCUGGAACUGAGUCCUUCAGGUCGAUUACACGGUCAUACUACCGUGGCGCCGCGGGCUGCUUGCUUGUUUAUGACGUGACAUCUCGAACGAGUUUCAUAAACGCGCAGUCGUGGCUUGCAGAUGUGCGGGAACAUGCCGACCCUCACCUAACUUGCAUACUAGUCGGAAAUAAAGUCGAUCUAUGCGAUGAGGAAACAGAGGGCUCGUUGGGUAGACGAAGAGAAGUUUCUCUAGACGAGGCAGGUGAAUGGGCUAAAAAGGAGGGAUUGCUAUUCUUAGAAGCAAGCGCAAAAUCGGGGACGAACGUUGAAUCGGCGUUUGAACAAGCUUCGCGCGAUAUUCUCCAUAAGAUCAAGAGUGGCGUUUUUGAUGAUGAUCGAUCCCCAGGAGUGAAGCUGUCAAAGCCAGCAAAUGGAAACCUUGCCCUGGAUCAAGCCUCAAAUAUAAAGGGAUGCUGUUCAUGA
Molecule: messenger RNA, 666 nt
Organism: Suillus paluster
Lineage: Eukaryota; Fungi; Basidiomycota; Agaricomycetes; Boletales; Suillaceae
Product: P-loop containing nucleoside triphosphate hydrolase protein
Exons: 6
Coding region: 1-666 (221 amino acids)
Biological process (GO): regulation of endocytosis
Cellular component (GO): endosome
Molecular function (GO): GTPase activity; GTP binding
Source: RefSeq, a predicted model, not a curated record